Molecule: messenger RNA, 885 nt
Organism: Penicillium cinerascens
Lineage: Eukaryota; Fungi; Ascomycota; Eurotiomycetes; Eurotiales; Aspergillaceae
Product: pyrroline-5-carboxylate reductase
Exons: 2
Coding region: 1-885 (294 amino acids)
Biological process (GO): L-proline biosynthetic process
Molecular function (GO): pyrroline-5-carboxylate reductase activity
Source: RefSeq, a predicted model, not a curated record
AUGGCCCCAGAACGCAGCGUCGCAUUCAUCGGAUGCGGAAACAUGGGCGGCGCAAUCCUUCACGGCGUCCUCGAUGCAGCUUUCUCUAGCAAUUCGACACAAUCGCGGCCCGUUUCCAACUUUGUUGCGUGCACGAAAAGCGCUGCCUCGGCUGAGCGCAUGAAAGCUUCUUUCCCCGCAGACCAGGAACCGUAUGUCCGGGUGGUUUCGUCGCAGGAUGUGCCGGUGCACAUUAUGCAGGAGGCAGAUGUUGUCGUGUUGGGAUUCAAACCCUUCAUGGCGGAUGAUGUUCUCAGCGCGAAAGGUGUGCGCGAGGCGCUGGCUGGGAAGCUGGUGAUUAGUCUAUUGGCGGGGCAAACGCCGCAAAACCUAGCGCGGAUAGUCCGCGAGGGAAGUGAAGGCGACCUUGCAGAGCCGGUGAUUAUGAAGGUGAUUCCGAAUAUGGGGGCGCAGUUCCGCCAGUCGAUGACUAUUAUCGAGACUCCGGAGCAAGAAGUACCCGCCCAUAUGACCGAGGUCGUGGAGUGGAUGUUCAACGGGGUUGGUGCGAUCAAGUAUCUGCCUCAGAACCUGAUGGAUCUUGGUUCUGUGCUUGUGGGUGCGGCAUUGGCUGCUAUGACGGUCCCCAUUGAGGGGAUUCUGGAUGGGUGUGUGGCUGAGGGACUUAAGAGGCCCGAUGCGAUGGAGAUGGUCUUGCAUGGCCUUCGGGGUUUGUCUGCUGCGCUGGAGUCUGGGAUUCAUCCCGCUGUCCUUCGGGAGAGUAUCUCGUCGCCUCGUGGUUGUACUAUCCAGGCUCUUUUGACUCUUGAGAAAGAGGGGAGUCGAUCGGACUAUGCGGAGGCAAUUAUUAACGGCACGCAGCAUUUGAAAAAGGCCAAUAAAUAG